UGGAAGAGAUAAUUAGUUAGGGGAAUAGGUUUACAGGCACAGGGGGGAAAAACAGUUCAUGAGCUGCAUAGCACACCCGGUUCUUAGGGCGAGAGAAAAAUUGUUUUGGCUACAGACACUGUUAGGGUGAAUGUCUUAAGGUGAAAUAUUUGUUAAGAGGGAGGACCGACUACCUUUAAAUGUUCUGCUAACCUGUUCUGAAUAAGGGUUUAUUCUUGGAGAGUGGAGUUAGAGAGAACAGGAAGGGGUUAUUGGAAACCUGUUGCUGUGCAGCUGCUUAUGUGACGGUGCAGCUGUGAAUGACAUCUGCCCUCAUCGUGGCACUCAGUCAGCCAGUAGACACCUAACACGGACAAUUUAGGUCAAAAUUACUUCUGUGGUACACGAAGUUCAGAAUUAAUGCUUGGAUUCUACUUGACGCCCUUGAGUCAAAAGGUUAUAGUUAUGACUUGACAUUGGUUGGGUACUGCAAGACUCUCCAAGACACAGAAGGUAAGUUCUGAGACAAAAUUAUCUCCUGUAACCAGGUAGCCGGGGGGAGGGGGCUUGCACGUUGUGUAAGAGCCCCCACCCCCAUCAAAGUUGCCCAUCCCUGUAGAAGAAAGAAGAGGAUUGCAUGUGUUAACUUCAUGCAGGAGAGAGGCAGCCAUGAUGAUACCCAUGAACAGACAGACAGGGAUAGAGAGAGAGGGAGAGAGAGGGACAACGAGGGAGAGAGAGAGAGGGAGAGAGGGAGAGAGAGAGAGAGACACAAACAAACAGUUUGGAGUGAGAUACUCAACAGGAAUAUGUCUCACAUUGUAUCUGUGUAGCAAUAAAAGAUGUGAUCUACAGAACAGCAAGACCUAGUGAAUGCAACAACGCAACAGGCGAAACCAGAAGCCAUGACACAACCCAUGCCAACCAGUCUGAGUGAAACAGCAGACAUGAUAACCCCUGUUGUUCGCGACGUGGAUGAUGGAUACUUUGAUGCCAUACUAGGAGCUGUCAUUGCUGCUGUGGUCCUGGUGCUUCUUUGCUUGGCAGUGGUAGUGAUUCGCUACAUGUACCGGCACAAAGGCACCUACCACACCAAUGAGGCCAAGGGCACCGAGUUUGCCGAAACAGCGGAUGCGGCACUUCGAGGCGACCCGGCUCUGCAGGAUGCCAUGGACGAGAGCAAGAAGGAGUACUUCAUCUGAUCUCAGGAGCGGCACCCCCUGCUGUUUACAAUGAACUUGGUCUGCCAAAAUAAGUGUAUUUUGGGGUUGGAGGAUAGAAAAGCUUGGAGAGGGGGUGAAAAUCGCCUCGUCAUACUGAGGCUCAGAGUGACUGUUCAGACAAUCUACCAAAGAAACAUCAGAUGCAUCUUACAAUAAUAUCAAUUCAGUAUUCUUCCCCCUAUCUGUUUCUCUCUCCAAUAUAUUUGGCAUAUCACCAAGCAUAUAUACUUUUCAAAACACUGACUUUGCUAUUAGGAGGCUAUAUUUUUGUUAUGCAGAAGUGGGGAACAGUGAGGAAAAACGCUUCUUAUGAGGAUCUAAGGCACCCAUAGACACCUCUGCCUUCUGUGGAAAAAGCAAGAGUAUUCUUAGAACACAGAGUUGUAAGUAAUGGACCCUUCUCAAAAAUGUCUAUGAUGAAACUCAAGGAAGUGAAUGGAUGUAGAAUUUCUCUACAAGCUCACAAAACGAACUCUAUUUUCUAAUGGUAUUGAACCCAAAGCAAAAUCAAUUUUGUAAUGAAGAAACCUCUCAAUAAAUAGUAGGAGGAAAAGAUGGAACAAAUUAUGUCGAAGGAAGCGACUUUUACUGUACGAAAUGAGUCACCAAUGGGCCCUUACCAAAAUCCUGAAUAUGUCUGGUUGCUCCCGGAAUUACUUUUCAAGAACUUUUGUUUGGAUUGUGAUUGUCAAUUUGUGAGUGUUCAAGGGAAUGCCUUUAGCAAUGGUUAAUAACUAGUUAAUUACAGAUCCAAAGAGAUAAAGUGAGAGCUGAACAACCUAAAACUGCAGGAAGACCUUGCCGGAUGAGGUUAGUUGUGAAUACCAAAGUGAUGCUCUGUCUUAGACAGGGAGGAUCAGGGUUCAAACAGGUUCCUAAUGACAUUUUCUCACUAGUAGCCGAAAAUCAAUUCCAAGUAUAUUGACAUGCUAUUUGGAUAGCCACAGAAAACCAAACAUAUUGUGGUCUUCCCAUCCUGAUUUGGGCUUAAUAAAUUACACUAACUAAAAGUAUUGUGCGGUUUGUGUCCAUAACAUUUUUAGCAUGAACAUUAUAGACCUGACAUUUUUUGGAUUGAUGCAGAAAUCAAUGAUGACUUUGUGAGCACCAGAGGUUCCUGUAUAAAUGUCUAAGGGUGGAUAAGUGUUGUGAUCUGGUCAAGGCCGUAACCACUAUUUGUGGGUCUAUUUCUUGGAACACUGUAAUGAUGCUUUUUAAAUUGCCUUGCUAAGGAAAAAUAUUGAAGUACAACUCACUCAGCUGUAACUGCACUGCCUCAGUAAAACGAUAACUGCAAUCAUUGGAUAUUGUUUGUGAUGUUCCGCCAGGAUGAUACUAUACAAAAAUGAGAACACCCAAGGAUUUUUUUUUUGUCAAUUAAUUUUAUUGUGGUGGAAAUGGCAACUGAACCCCCCCCAUGCUCCAAAUCUCAUUUCAAUUCCCCAAACCCUUUUUCUCUUCUCUGCUGGCUUUGAUUAAAUGUGAACUUUUCUUUGUCUCCAUGAUUGCCAAGUUCAAAAAGAAUAGAAAGGACCGUUUUCUUGAUUCAAAAAAGAAGGUUUGUUAGAAGGGACAAUGCAAGAUGGCUCCUCUGCAAAUUAUGCUUUGAUAACUAGUGCUGAUGCAAACAAGUAUAAGACACAUACGCAGCAAUGUAAUUAUUCACUCUCCUGAGGGCGGACACUUUUUUUUUUAGAUCACACCUUAAAUGUAGUGUAAGACAAUUGCUACCAAAAUGUAUUUAAUCUCUGCUGAAGAUAACGAAAUUCUCUCCAGCUUGUAAUUUCCUAACACAAGAUAAAAAUGAGAAGACUUGUAGUAAGAGGAUGCAUGGCUAUGCCAAGGCAUAGCACUUAACAGAAGCUGUUCCAGAACUGAAGAUACCUUGAUCCCGGGAUUGUGCAUCAUUUGUUUGCUUUUGGCCCUCUUUGCAAUAGUGCAUGUCAUUGACUUUCACUAUUAGUGUAUUUCAUACAUUAAUAGCAGCUUUCAAACUGAUAGCUCUCUGUAACUACAGUUCAUUUUUGUUUUUUCAUUCUUAACUGACAGGAGACCACUGACAUUGAGAAACAGAGAGGAAAGAUCUGAGCUAGCCUUAGCGGCAGUAAGAAAUACAACUUUACUCUCUGUUUCUUUUGCACUGUGGGAUUACCAGAUUCAAGUGGCAGGAAUUUACUCUUUACGUCCCCUUCACCUUGAAUGUUUUCUUAACUGUUGAAUUAUGCAUGUUCACGCAUUAUUUUGAAGCACAAAUGUUUUAUUUAUUUCCACGAGGUAAAUCCAACUAAAAGCAAAUAAAAGGCAUUCUAAGUCAA
Oncorhynchus tshawytscha (Chinook salmon) is the source of this 3517-nucleotide messenger RNA. Its product is annotated as glycophorin-C. The coding region runs from base 885 to 1181 and encodes 98 amino acids. The transcript is spliced from 7 exons. The record is from RefSeq and is a predicted model, not a curated record. NCBI's taxonomy places the organism in Eukaryota, Metazoa, Chordata, Actinopteri, Salmoniformes, Salmonidae. Gene Ontology annotation, cellular component: membrane; cortical cytoskeleton.